AUGGUCAGUUCGCGCCAUAGAUUUGUUCGCAACUUGGACAUUUCGGAGGAGCUGCUGGCCGAUCCUGUCUCGUCCGAUGAAUAUGAUGACGCACCCGAAAGCUAUCCUGGGAUUACGCCUGAACAGAAAGCGCAGAUGGAUUCGGGUCUAGUUCAUGUGCGCUCGCUCCUGGGUCCCGAAAUUCUGGUCUCAGAUCGGCACAUACGGGAAGCGCUUUGGGAUAGUUAUUUCGAUGUUGAUGGGACCGUCGACUGGUUUCUAACGAAACAUGAGGAAGAUAGGGUGGAAGCGGAACGUCAAGAGAAGGAGAAGCAGAAAGCACUGGUACGGGAAGCUCCCCCAUUAUCCGCCCUUCAACGUUUGUCACUUGCUAGCCGGGAUAAUCGUGCGAACAAAGAUAAGGUCUCCCUGGCGUCCCUCGCUCGGAAGACGCAGUCUUCUGCAGUGUCCUCUCCUCUGUCGAACCCUUUGCCUACACCUAAAACGUCCCUUCAAUCCCUUGCUGCAAUAUCCAAGCGACCUAUUCCUAGUCCUUCAGCCAGUCGGUCGCCGACGUCAUCAUUGCCCUCUCUCUUGGCGCAGAAGUCUGCCGUCUCUUCUCUUGCUUCCCAGGCGCCUGUAUUCAGCACUUCUUCCGUCCCCGCAGCCCGUCAAUCAAAGCUCGCUCAGAAAGUUUUAAAGUCUCAGGCAGCGAGCAAAAGUAUCAUCUACCAACCCCCCCUGUCUCAUACUUCGCCGAGUGUGAAUGUUGUUGCGGAGGAAGGAGUUGAGAUUGAGUCCUCACCGGCGGUGAAGCACGAGUUAAAUGUGUUUUCGAUCACAUCGUCUUCUGGAGAUGGGGCUGAGCUACAGGCCUUUAAUGGUUGCGCUGCUGUCUCGAUAUCAGAGUUUGCGUCGAUCUUGGUGCAAUCGCCGCUUUGGUCCCACCUUGCUACUCCUCCCCACAAGUUAAAUCCUUCAAAUUCCAGCGAUUCCUCCCAGUUGCGCGGCACAUUCAUGUUCAAUUCUCCCAGUCCUGACGAUAUCCGAGUCUUCUAUGAGAUUUCCGACAUAUUUAUUCCUGUAACAAGAGCAAAAGCUGCGAAAGCUGCGAAGAAGUCUACAGCUCCUUCAUCUUCUCCAUUUAAGAAGCCCUCUCCCCAAUCCCGCAUACUCAGCGGACAGAGUACGACUAUUCGUUUUGGUUCAAUGCCACCAUCUUCUACAUCGAGUCCUCGUCCAUCACGACCUCCAAGCGAAGGACCGUCUAGCCCUCGCCCAUCCUCGCCCAACACCUCGGGAAUCUCCCAAGAUGUAUCGGAGUUAUCGUUAACGUUCCCUUCAUCCCCUAAUGUCAACGAGGAGCCCGUUGCUCUUACGUACACCCAGAUGAAGCUCAUUGAAGAAGCACGGCAAGCAAUGAGAUCCGCUGGAAAAGUAUCUGCCAGUAUGAUUGUGAUCGGUCAUGUCGAUGCUGGGAAAUCAACGCUUAUGGGCCGGAUGCUGUACGAACUAGGACGACUCGAGGAGAAGCAACGCAUCGCGAACGAAAGAGCAAGUGAUAAGAUGGGCAAAUCAAGUUUUUCUUGGGCAUGGGGUCUUGAUGCCCUGGGGGAAGAACGAGAGCGGUUAAGGUGUCACGAUGGAUAUAACGCAAACGACGCUUCCGUUCCCAAAGUCAACUUGACUAUCCUUGAUGCUCCUGGUCACCGGGAUUUCGUUCCGAACCUGAUUUCAGGCGCUUCGCAAGCGGAUACUGCUCUCUUAGUUGUCGGUGCUGCCAUCGGUGAAUUUGAGGCUGGUUUCCAGGGGGGCGGGCAAACUAGAGAACAUGUGCUCCUUGUUCGGAGUCUUGGCGUUUCGUCCCUCAUCGUUGCCAUCAAUAAGCUUGAUCUGGUUGACUGGUCGCAAAGUCGCUUCGAGGAAAUAUGCAAUGCCCUUCGGCCCUUCCUAACUCAGUCUGGGUUCCAGUUACCAAAGGUCGCAUUCGUCCCGUGUGCUGCUAUGAAAGGAGUCAACUUGACCGAAAACAACAACGGAAGCCUCAAAGCAUGGCACGAAGGUCAAACGUUAGCAGAAAUUCUAGAUCGAAUUACCCCACCGUCUCGGGAUAUUGAAGGGCCGAUACGCUUCCCAGUCUCGAAUGUCUUCCGAGGUGGUAUAGGCAGCAUUUCUGCGGGUUUGGGUGUGUCUGGACGUCUUUGCACCGGUGUACUCCAGGUGGGCGAGAAGCUGCGUGUUCUGCCCGGUGACGAAACUGCAACCGUUCGAAAAAUAGAAGUCGAUGAAGAAUCGCAGCCUUGGGUAGCAGCUGGGACGAAUGCGACUUUGUAUCUAUCUGGUAUAGAGUGGAUAAACAUUGGGAUCGGUAGUAUUCUAUGUCCCAGCUCCAGUUUGGUGCCUCUGGUUUCCAACUUCGUUGCACAAAUAAUCGUUUUUGACAUAUCGCUCCCAAUCACCCCUGGAACAACUAUCGAGCUUUUCCACCAAUCCAGAGAUAUGCCUGCCACAAUCACGAAACUCAUCGAAACCAUCGAUCGUGCAACGGGAGUUGUCAUUAAAACGCGACCGCGAGUGAUCACCAAGAACGCGUCUGCCAAAGUGCAGAUCAGUUUGAAAGCGACAUCGGUGCUUAAACAGCCAGUGGUACCAUUAGAAUUAUUCGUAACGAAUAAAGAGUUGGGGCGGGUUUUACUGCGCCGCGCAGGCGAGACCAUCGCAGCUGGUAUAGUCAUAGAAAUAACACCCUAA
Molecule: messenger RNA, 2730 nt
Organism: Cantharellus anzutake
Lineage: Eukaryota; Fungi; Basidiomycota; Agaricomycetes; Cantharellales; Hydnaceae
Exons: 13
Coding region: 1-2730 (909 amino acids)
Biological process (GO): translation
Molecular function (GO): GTP binding; GTPase activity
Source: RefSeq, a predicted model, not a curated record